CGACUACUAAUAAAACUAAUAAAAUGCAGUCAUUCGUCAGUUAUUCAGUGUCAGAACCAACCAAAUUGAAGUCAAAGUUUCUCUUGACCUGCUCCGUUAUCAAUAUUUUGCUUUUCCCGAUAUGUGUAGGCUUAGAGGUAGCGUAUCCGUAUAUGUACCAAGGAAUAUGGGGGUCGAUCGCGUUUUUUUUUGCGGGAAUACUUGGCUUCAGCACUUCCUACACACCGGAAAAAUUGCUACUUUGGGCGACCCUGGUUUUUUCUUUUUUUUCCGUAGUUACAGCAACAAUUUCUUGCAUGAUAUCUUCAUUCGGCAACGCACAUGGAUACAGAGACUGCAUCUACGUUUGGAAUAGCACCUAUAAUUACAGGGAAUAUAUUUGUAGUGAUUAUUACUAUCCGAAAACCCAGAUAGUCUUGUUGGUCGCCGAAUUCGUUGCCGUGAUCAACAACCUUGUGAUUAUGAUAUUGUGCAGUAAAAUCAUCUGCAAUUGUUGCAAGACAGUAGCCCCACCAAUUCCAAUCAUGGCAGUUCAUCAGAAUGUCCACAAUGCGCAGCAACAGACGCCAAUUUAUUCGACUGAAGAGCAGUAACAAAUUUCAGCGUUCUUACCCAACAACAGCUUACUCAAGUCAACAGCAACCAAUGCAAAAGCAGAAUCAAGGCAAAUCCACAAUCCAAACUGAUCCAACUCCUCAGCCACCUUAAUCAACUGUGGAUACAUUGGAGCCUCUACAAUUGCGCAACACGGAUAUGUUUUUUUUUUCUUCUCUUCAUCAUUGUGUGAGAUGCGCUUUGUGUAUAAUAAGCAUGAACUAAUAAAGUCACUAUCUGUUCCAAAUAACGAAA
Molecule: messenger RNA, 849 nt
Organism: Daphnia pulicaria
Lineage: Eukaryota; Metazoa; Arthropoda; Branchiopoda; Diplostraca; Daphniidae
Exons: 4
Coding region: 24-593 (189 amino acids)
Cellular component (GO): membrane
Source: RefSeq, a predicted model, not a curated record